This is a messenger RNA of Sebastes umbrosus (honeycomb rockfish), 1417 nucleotides long. RefSeq names its product succinate dehydrogenase complex, subunit B, iron sulfur (Ip) (gene sdhb). Gene Ontology annotation, cellular component: mitochondrial membrane. The transcript has 8 exons. The record is from RefSeq and is a predicted model, not a curated record. Gene Ontology annotation, biological process: respiratory electron transport chain; tricarboxylic acid cycle; aerobic respiration. Gene Ontology annotation, molecular function: electron transfer activity; 2 iron, 2 sulfur cluster binding. NCBI's taxonomy places the organism in Eukaryota, Metazoa, Chordata, Actinopteri, Perciformes, Sebastidae. Bases 96 to 947 code for a protein of 283 amino acids.
AGAAAACACGCGCUCCCUUCCACCGGAGCUGUGACGCGGCCGCGGUGUCUGCUGGGAGAGCAGGCUGGUGGAGGUGGAGGUCAGUGAAACUAAAGAUGUCGGCUGCUGCUCUCUCGUCCUUGAGCCGCUGCGGUGUUAUGACGCUCCGCUGCCCGGCAGGACUGCUGGCGGUGCGGUAUGCCCAAACAGCAGCGGCUCCAGCGGCUCAGCCCAGAAUAAAGAAGUUCCAGGUGUACAGAUGGGACCCAGACACUCCAGGAGACAAACCCCGCAUGCAGACCUACGACAUCGACCUCAACACUUGUGGUCCCAUGGUUCUUGAUGCCCUGAUCAAGAUAAAGAAUGAGAUGGACUCCACUCUGACCUUCCGCCGCUCCUGCAGAGAAGGUAUUUGUGGAUCCUGUGCAAUGAACAUUAAUGGGGGAAACACACUCGCCUGUCUCAACAAGAUUGACACCAACAUUAGCAAGCCGUCUAAGAUUUACCCGCUGCCACACAUGUAUGUGGUCAAGGACCUGGUGCCGGACAUGAGUAACUUCUACGCCCAGUACAAGUCUAUCGAGCCGUACCUGAAGAAGAAGGAUGACUCAAACGAAGGGAAGGAGCAGUACCUGCAGUCUGUUGAGAACAGACAGAAACUGGACGGGCUGUACGAAUGUAUCCUGUGUGCAUGCUGCAGUACGAGCUGCCCCAGCUACUGGUGGAACGGAGACAAAUACCUCGGGCCGGCUGUGCUGAUGCAGGCGUAUCGUUGGAUGAUUGACUCGCGAGACGAGUUCACGGAGGAGCGCCUGGCCAAGCUGCAGGAUCCUUUCUCCCUCUACCGCUGCCACACCAUCAUGAACUGCACCAAGACCUGCCCCAAGGGCCUGAACCCAGGGAAAGCAAUCGCUGAGAUCAAGAAAAUGAUGGCCACAUACAAGGACAAGGCGGCGGCUGCUGUCUGAAACCUCAGUUGUCCUCUUGUACAACUUUUCCCUCCAUGAUAAGAAAUAUAUAUUGAUUUUUUAAAAAUGCUUUUUGAGGUCUGAAGGGGCCAGUACACCAGUCAGCUCCACCACCACCACCACUACCACUCUCUGCACAGAAAUGUGUGUGUGGUUGGAGGACUUGGUGUUACAUAAACGCACAUGUACAGUAUGAAUGCUCGAGAGAGUGUGUGUGUCUGAGUCUUACAUGUACCAUAGUAGAGGUAUUUAUCUUCAACGCUACUGUGUGCAUGGUUGUGCACUUGGGAGAUGUGAUGCUGCAUAUUAAACAAUGAGAUUUUCUUGUGUGUAAACAUUUUUUUUUAGCUUGUUGCUGCUUUCCAGGUUAGCAAUUGCUUCAAACACAUACAGUGUAUUUGUUCCCUCAGAUCUUCCAACAUACCAACAACUGUCUUUGUUUUGAUGGUAAAUAAAUAGUUGAAAUGCCA